AUGAGUGGAAGCCCGGAGUACUACCUCAACACAACAUCUGUAAAGGCCAUGCAAGAUGUUGUGGUUGUCACUCUGCCACCGAGGAACUACACCUCUGGAUCUCACUCAAAAUUCAACGACACGAUUAACGACUACGUGGCUGGGUAUCAUGACGGGGCCUUGCUGUUUGGCAAAGUGCUCAGAGAGACGAUGCUGGGUCAGCGCGUUGACAGAAUCUACGAUGUGCCUCUGAGUGACAACCCUUUUGGAAACACCUCUUUUUACGGUAUGGGAGGACACUAUGUGAUCGAUGAGUACGGUGACAGAGAUGUUAACUUCUCUAUGAUUUACACAUCAACUGAAACUGGCAUGUACGAAACCCUGUUACUGUUUGACACUUCACGAAAUAAAACCAUAGUGAUUGACCAAAACCCCACCCUGCUCUGGCAUGGUCGCCUGCCUAAUGACAAGCCAAAAACCCCAGAUGCACUCUGCGGCUCAGACGCCGUCAACAGCCUCUGA
Notothenia coriiceps (black rockcod) is the source of this 501-nucleotide messenger RNA. RefSeq names its product heat-stable enterotoxin receptor-like. The record is from RefSeq and is a predicted model, not a curated record. NCBI's taxonomy places the organism in Eukaryota, Metazoa, Chordata, Actinopteri, Perciformes, Nototheniidae. The transcript is spliced from 6 exons. Bases 1 to 501 code for a protein of 166 amino acids.